AUGCUUAAUGAAUUUAGAAUGCAGUUGCCGAUAUUCUAAUUUAGGGAAAAAAUCAUCAAAUCAAUAAGAGAUAGUAAUAACAUUUAUUAAUUAUUAGAUUAGGUGAUAAUUAUAGCAGGUGAAACAGGUUGUGGUAAAACAACACAAAUCCCUUAAUACAUUUAUGAAAAUGAUCCAGGUGUAAAAAUAGCAGUCACCCAACCUCGAAGGUGAGAUUUGAACAUUAAUUUUUAGAGUGGCCGCUAUGACUCUGGCAGAAAGAUGUUCAUUAGAAAAACAGACUAAAUUAGGAUAAUUAAUUGGAUAUAAUGUCAGAUUUGACGAUUGCACAAGUAAAGACACAUAAAUUACAUUUUUAACUGAUGGUAUGCUUAUCAGAGAAUUCAUAAUUGGUAUUUUUUUGGGUUAUAAAGAUCAAUAAUUAAAACGAUAUGAUGUUAUUAUAAUCGAUGAGGCUCAUGAAAGGACUGUAUAAUCAGAUUUAUUAUUGGGUUUGUUAAAAAACUUAUGCAGAAAAAGAAAAUAAUUGAAAGUAAUUUUGAUGUCUGCAACAAUGUAAAUUGAGAAGUUUGCAAAUUACUUAGAAACCGAAGCAGUAAUACCUUUAAUUUACCAUUUUAGAUUCACAUAAUUGAAGCAAGAACCCAUACAGUUGAUGUAUACAAUGUUCCAAUAAGGCAAUAGGAUUAUGUGGUAAAAAAUUUCAUAAUUUAGGAAUCAAUGGUAAACACAAUAUUAUAAUUACAUUUUACAUAACCUGAAGGAGAUAUAUUGGCAUUCUUAACAGGCUAAGAAGAUAUUGAAGAUGUCAAAGAAAUUCUUAUUGAGAGAAUGAAAAUAUCAACUCAAGAAAAAUAAUUAGAUGUUAAAAUGCUUUAUUCGGCUUUGCCUCCUGAAGUAUAACUUGAAGCAUUUCAAAAAUCUGUCCAUAGAAAAGUAGUCUUGGCUACCAAUAUAGCUGAAACUUCAAUAACAAUUGAUGGUAUUGUCUAUGUUGUUGAUUGUGGUUAUGUAAAGAUUAGGUCCUUUCAAAUUGGGAAAGCUAUUGAUACCUUAUUAUUGGCUCCAGUUUCAAAGGCUUAAGCCGAACAAAGGGCAGGAAGAGCAGGGAGAUAGAGAUAGGGACAAUGUUAUCGUCUUUAUACUCAAUAAACUUAUGAAAGAUUAGCGAAAUACAUGUUACCUGUAUGAAUAUUAAACAAUUCAAAAUAGGAAAUCUUAAGAGUGAAUCUCUUAUCAGUAAUACUUUAAAUGAAGGCUAUUGGGAUUUAAAAUGUGUUAACCUUUGAUUUAAUAGAUAGACCUGAUAUGGAAUUAAUGCUAGCAAAUCUAAAUCAAUUAGUAAAGUUGAAGGCCUUGGAUUCUGAGUUUAAUUUGACAGAACAUGGAAAAAACAUGUCCAGCUUGCCUUUGGAACCUUAAUUUUCUCAUUUUUUAAUUAAAGCAUAUGAAUGUGGCAUAUAUGACUUGGCAUUAAAUUCCAUUUCUGUAUUGCAAGUGGAAAAUUUGUUCUACUUUUAGAGGGGAGCCAAGGAGAGUUUGUCGAAAAUCUUAGGUAAAUUUAAAAUUGCAAAUUCUGAUCAUUUGACAAAAGCCAAUAUAUUAAGGAAGUACGAAGAGACCUAAAAUAAAAAAAGCUUUUGCAAAGAGAAUUGUCUUAAUCAUAAGACUUUGCAAAAGGCAAUAAGUGUUAAACAACAAUUAAAGGAUUAUAUGAAAAGGAUCACUAAAAAAGAAUUUGAAAAAGAGGAUUAUGACAAAUUUAAAUAAGUGCUCUCUGAGGCUUUGAUGUUUAAACAUGCAGUCUAUUCUCCUUCUGAUUAAGCCUACAAAUUAAAAGUAUGAAUUUAAAUAAUGAAAGUCAACAAAUUAAUUAGCUUAUAUUCAUCCAGAAUCUGUAUUAUUUAAUUAAAAACCUAAAUAUGUCAUUUACAAUGAAGUCAUCUUAACUAAGAAAGUAUAUUUAAGAGAUGUUACAGAGAUUGAUGAAUUAUGA
Paramecium octaurelia is the source of this 1996-nucleotide messenger RNA. The record is from the annotation of a GenBank genome assembly. NCBI's taxonomy places the organism in Eukaryota, Ciliophora, Oligohymenophorea, Peniculida, Parameciidae.